Molecule: messenger RNA, 3136 nt
Organism: Triplophysa dalaica
Lineage: Eukaryota; Metazoa; Chordata; Actinopteri; Cypriniformes; Nemacheilidae
Gene: map7d1a
Product: MAP7 domain containing 1a
Biological process (GO): microtubule cytoskeleton organization
Cellular component (GO): microtubule cytoskeleton
Source: RefSeq, a predicted model, not a curated record
GAUCGCAACGAGCAGCGCGCCGUCACACUCACAGCGGCAGACAGAAGCGACCGCGUCCGCUGUGUGGGAGAAAGUUUGUUAAACCUCCCCGCUUCAUGAGGCUCGGAGAGAAAAUAAUAUUUCGUGGUUGGACUUCGGUCUCUCGAUCUACGUGCACACGUCACGUUUUUUUAAAUCCUACCAUCUGAUUGUUUUGAGGAUUUUUGUGGAAACAGGGAUCGGUCUCGUGCGUCUUCUCACCGGAGCGACCAAGGAAAAAGUUUCCCUGUCUCACUGGAGGAAUGCAUACAUGUUAUACGAGGAAAACCCGCAUCAUCUAACACAACAAAUGGAAGGCAAAGAAACGGACACACAGCUGGGAAUAAAUCAGUUGACAUCCUCUGAAGCACAUCCCUCUGCCAUUCCGGAGACUGAUAUGAGUGAACCCAGCACCGAGAAAGUCAAGACGCCCUCAAAAACCGAAUCCGGCCUUGAAGCCGACGCACCUACAAAGAUGGACUCCACUCCGAAAUCUGCUACCCCAACACGAUCAGAGGCCAUUCCAAAGUCAUCGGCAACACCCACUCCGAGAUCAAGUAGUCCCAAAAAAGAUGUAAUGAAGUUGGAGGACAGGCAAAAAUUGGCAAAGGAACGGAGGGAAGAGAGGGCAAAAUAUCUCGAACAGCGUAGCCAUGCUCAAGCUCAUAAGAAAUCUCAGUGGCUGGAGAAGGAGGACCGGGCGCGGCAGGUGCGAGAACAACAGCUGGAGGAGAGGAGGAGGAAACUGGAGGAACAGCGACUAAAGGCUGAGAAGCGUCGCGCUGAGCUGGAAGAGAGACAGAGACUGAAACUGGAGAAAAAUAAGGAACGAUAUGAGGCUGCGAUCCAAAGGUCCACUAAAAAGACAUGGGCAGAGAUUCGACAACAAAGAUGGUCGUGGGCCGGAGGCCUGAGCGGCAACUCCAGCCAAAGCCAAAGCAGAUGCUCAAUAUCAGCGGUCAACCUGCCCAAACACGUGGAUACAGUUAUAAACAAGAGAUUCUCCAAAUCCUCCGGCACUCUCUGGAACUCCCCGAGCAGAACUCGUAGCAUGCAGUUGAGUCCAUGGGAGAGCAGCAUCGUGGACAGACUCAUGACACCCACUCUCGCCUUUCUUGCCCGCAGUCGAAGCGCUGCCAGCGUGCUGAGCAACAGCCGAAACUCCAAUUCUCCAUUGUGCCCACGCUCGGCGUCUGCCAGCCCUCUAACAAUGUGUUCUCACCGACCACACCGCUGCUCUGAACGCUGGACGGUCACCGCCAGCACGCCCAACAUCGCCCAGCGCAGACGCGACUCCACACCUUUGAGGAAAGAUAAGAAGGACAAGGACAGAGAAAAUGAAAAAGAGAAAAGUUCUCUCACCAAAGAGAAGGUGCUGAAGAAAAGACUGUCCAUGCCAGCUAUGAAAACCAGUACAGAAUCCAGCCCGAGUCCCUUGUCCAAACUGCGAGCUGCGUCUCCUAUCACACCCAAAGGUCGGGUGUUGUCCCCCAGCCCUGCUGUAUCCCCCAAACCACCUUCGGCCCGAGCGAUUCCCAGCACCCCUAAAGCCAGACCCAAGAGGGCCAGAACCCCCGCCCGCCUGGAGACUGGCACCGCCUCGCCUGUUGCCGUCGAGAAGGUCAAGGAGACUCGCAGGCCAACUACACCCGAAGAGACGAAGACCUCGUCUCCCGCCCCCUCCAUCGUGGUAUCAUCGGUUCCAGACACGCCUCCAAGUGCACCCGUCACGUCAGUGUCCACGCCCUCUGCCCCGGAGGACACUCCUCUUGUCCCCGCCCUCCCACAGAUUGCAUCUCCCGCACCCUCUCCUGUCAAGACCAUGGCUGGCACCAACGACCCAGAGGAGGCCACUCUCCUGGCCGAGAAGAGACGACAGGCCCGUGAGCAGAGAGAACGAGAAGAAGAAGAACGGAGAGAACAGCAGGAGACAGAGAGGAUCCAGCGUGAGGAGGGGUUAGUGCAGGAGGCAGAGGAGAGGAGACGCAGGGAGGAGGAGGCGCAGCUCAUGGCGGAGCAGGAGAGGUUGAGGGAAGAGGCGGAGCGCCUGCGUGAGGAGAAGGAAGCGCAGGAAAGAGCCAGAUUUGAAGAGGAAGAGAACAAACGCCUUCAGAAACAGAAGGAGGAGGCUGAAGCAAAGACCCGUGAGGAGGCAGAGCGACAGCGUCUGGAGAGAGAGAAACACUUCCAGAAGGAAGAGCAAGAGAGACUGGAGAGAAAGAAGCGUCUGGAGGAGAUUAUGAAAAGAACACGCAAAACAGAUGCUGGAGACAAGAAAGACAUAAAAUCUCCAUCUCAAGUCAACGGGAAAGAUUCCACAACGGACUCACAGAUGAAUAAAGCUUCCGAGGACUACCAGCCAAGCGCAGCCUUAAAACAAGAUGGCCAACAUCAAAGUACCAUCAAGGAAAGUCUGUCAGUUCUUGUCGUCAAUGGAGUACAGCCUAUCAAACACGAGAAUGGUUUGUCAGCCAAAGGGAAUACCGAUCACUUUGAAGACAUCCUCCAACUGACCAAUCACACCAAUGGGCGGGAGAAGUCAGAAGCGGACAUAUCCGAUGAGCCAAUCAUGGCUUUUGACAGCGGAGAAUCCUUCCUUAAGAAAACAGGUCCAAUUAAACCUCAGCAUGUGGCAGAGGUCCUCUGAGGUCAUGAGUCAUUGGACGAAGCCUUACAUCUGCAUCGUCUGAGAAGCCAGAUUGAAAAAGUACAGCAUGAGCACACCCGCGCCAAACCCGAAAACUGACUUCUGUUUAGAUUGCACAAAGCAACCUCGCUAUCAAAGCCUUAUGGCGAACGCUGGAAGAUUACAAGCUACACAACAAUCAAGCUAAGCUAAACAAGAUCCAUUGAUAUGCAGUGGCAUCACCGGUCAAUAGGACUCACACUAGUGGCAGACCAGUUCAGGCCUCUUUCUGAUCACCACACCGCGGUGGUGAUAAUCUUUGUCAUAAUUCAUGCUGUUAUGGGUUAAACACAGACGUGCUUUGGAUGUUUUGUUCUUUAUUGUUUAGCUAUUUAACGUGAAGACACUUGUAACUACUGGAUACAGUUGUAUGUGAAUAGUGUAAAUUGAUGUGAGGGGGAACGAUCUGUGAAUAAAACAGAUUGAAAGAGA